Anguilla anguilla (European eel) is the source of this 2996-nucleotide messenger RNA. Its product is annotated as tripartite motif-containing protein 16-like. The transcript is spliced from 8 exons. Gene Ontology annotation, molecular function: zinc ion binding; protein binding. Lineage: Eukaryota; Metazoa; Chordata; Actinopteri; Anguilliformes; Anguillidae. The record is from RefSeq and is a predicted model, not a curated record. The coding region runs from base 159 to 2021 and encodes 620 amino acids.
AAAUCUCCGCUCUGCUACUCUUGCUCUUCAGACUGGCCUCAGUCCAACACCACACCUCCUACAACUGUGGCAAAACCAGGAAGUCACUCCCACUCUCUCUGUCACGCAGUUUAUUAGAAACGAAACUUAACUCUGCCUCUGUUCGUGUGUGCAGUAAAAUGGCUGAGACCAGUAUCUUAGUGGAUCAGGACCAGUUCAGCUGUGCGAUCUGUCUGGAUCUACUGAAGGAUCCGGUGGCUAUUCCAUGUGGACACAGUUUCUGUAUGGGCUGUAUUAAGGGCUGCUGGGAUCAGAAUGAUAAUACUGGUGUCUACAGCUGUCCCCAGUGCAGACAGACCUUCACUCCAAGGCCUGUUCUGGGCAGAAACACCAUGUUGGCUGAAGUGGUGGAGAAACUGAAGAAGACAGGACUCCAAGCUGCUCCUCCUGCUCACUGUUACGCUGGAUCUGGAGACGUGGCGUGUGAUGUCUGCACUGGGAGAAAGCGCAAAGCUGUCAAGUCCUGUCUGGUGUGUCUGGCGUCUUACUGUGAUACUCACCUCAAACUUCACAAUGAACUCCACCCAGGAAACACACAUAAUGUCAUCAAUGCUACUAGAAACCUGCAGGAGAACAUUUGUCCUCAACAUAAAAAACUGCUGGAGGUUUACUGUCGUACUGAUCAGCAGUGUAUCUGUCUGCUGUGUGUGAUGGAUGAACACAGAGGCCAUGAUACAGUCUCAGCUGCAGCAGAAAGGACUGAGAAACAGAAGCAGCUGGGGGCGACACAGAGUAAAUUCCAGCAGAGAAUCCAGGAGAGAGAGAAGGAGCUGCAGGAUCUGACACAGGCUGUGCAGUCACUCAAGCGCUCUGCACAGGCAGCAGUGGAGGACAGCGAGAGGAUCUGUACUGAGCUGAUCUGCUCCAUUGAGAGAAGGUGCUCUGAGGUGAAAGAGUUGAUCAGAGAUCAGAAGAAGGCUGAAGUGAAUCGGGCUGAAGGAUUCCUGGAGCAACUGGAGCAGGAGAUUGCUGAGCUGAGGAGGAGAGACGCUGAGCUGGAGCAGCUUUCACACACAGAGGAUCACAUCCAUUUUCUCCAGAGCUGUCAGUCUCUCUGUGCCCCUCCUGGACCUGGAGACUUUCCCAGCAUCGCUGUCAGUCCACACGGCUCUUUUGAGGCUGUGAGGAAGUCUGUCUCUGACCUGAAAGAACAAUUGGAGGACGUCUGCAAGAAGGAACUAGUCAAAAUUUCAGAAUCAGUGAAAGAAGUCCAUACUGUAGAGCCCAGGACCAGAGAGGAUUUCUUACAGAAUUUCUGUCACCUCACACUGGACCCCAAUACAGUGAAUAAAUACCUCUCUCUGUCUGAGGGGAACAGAAAGGUGACCCGUGUGAGAGAGAGCCAGUCAUAUCCAGAUCAUCCAGGGAGAUUUGAGCACUGGGCACAAGUGCUGUGCAGAGAGGUGGAAGACAUCCUUACUGUUGAGCCAAGAACCAGAGAGGACUUCUUACAACAUUCCUGUCGGCUCACUCUGGACACCAAUACAGCACAUCAAUGCCUCCGUCUGUCUGAGGGGAACAGAGAGGUGACUUAUGUGGGACAGAUCCAGUCAUAUCCUGAUCAUCCAGAGAGAUUUGAGCACUGGCACCAAGUGCUGUGCAGAGAUGGUCUGUCUGGACGCUGUUACUGGGAGGCUGAGUGGAGUAGGGAUGGGGUUUCUAUAGCAGUGUCAUAUAAAGAGAUCAGCAGGAAAGGGCGGGAUGCUGACUGUGGUCUGGGAUUUAAUAACAAGUCCUGGAGUUUGUGCUGCUCCCCUUCCAGUUAUUAUUUCUAUCACAAUGCUGAGUGCACUGAAAUCCCUGUUCCCCCCUCCUCCAGAAUAGGAGUGUACCUGGAUCACAGGGCAGGAACUCUGUCCUUCUACAGCGUCUCUGACACAAUGACCCUCCUGCACAGAGUCCAGACCACAUUCACUCAGCCCCUCUAUCCUGGGUUUGGGGUUGUUACUGGAACCUCUGUAAAACUGAGUGAUCUAGGAUGAGGGAGCAAAAUCAGCAGUAAUGAUACAAAAUAGGGUAAUUCGAAGGAAUAACACAGACAAAUUAUGUUACACAUGUAAUAAUACAAUUAUCAUUAAUGAACUACAUUAAAUGUAAAAAUCUAAUAUUCAUUCAUGAAAUUUAUUCUUCAAUGUUCACAAUGUAUAAGAAGCAUUUUAUGUCAGACUCUAUGUCUGUUUCUGUAUCCUGUAUAAUUAUGCAAUUCUAUUUAUUUUACUUUCCUUUUUCUUAUUCUCGAGUGACUUCAAGAUGUUUAUUACUCAUUACUGCCCUCCGCUGGUUGAUUGAAAAAUAAUCACAAAAGUAAAUAAUAGUUAGCUAAAUGAAUUAAUCGAUAAAUCGAGGUUAGAACAGCACUGGUUGAAGCUUUGCUUUAUUUCUGUGAUAUUCAGCUGUUCACAGUAGAUUGAUGAAUGUUUCUUACUCAAUGAAUAAAUAAAAAAUCAGAACCAGCAGUAAUCCAGUAAAUCUGGUUAAUUCAACCCAGUAACAUAGAAAAUUAUAUAACUACAAUGUAAUAUUAAAAUUCAAAUUCAUGUGAAAUAUUUAAUGUAAAAAUCAAAUAUUCUUUCAUAACCCUUGAUUUUCUUUGUAAUUCACGAUGUUAAAAAAGCAACAGACAUUCUUAGGAGUUUGUGGUACGCAUGCUUUCAUGAACUGAAUUCAUAACAAUAAGACUUACACAAUUCCAUUUACAGUUUUUUAAACUUUUCUUAUUAAUUUCCAGAGUUUGGAAAAGCUCUGGCUGUAGUUUGACUUUGUUUCUGUGAUGUGCAGAUGUAGAAUAAUGAGUUUGGGCACCAAACCAAAAACAUUAUUGGAUUUAAAACUGGUUUUAAAAUAAUUAAAUAUUAUUUAUCUUUUCAGUGCAAAAGUAAUGUAAUUGACUCCUUUUUAACGCAAAUUGUACAAUUGCUUAGUUUUAUUCAUUUAUUAAAUAAAGGUCUUUCAGUGUG